Oldenlandia corymbosa var. corymbosa is the source of this 1348-nucleotide messenger RNA. The record is from the annotation of a GenBank genome assembly. NCBI's taxonomy places the organism in Eukaryota, Viridiplantae, Streptophyta, Magnoliopsida, Gentianales, Rubiaceae.
AUGUUGUCCGAGGACUUGAUUUGGGAAAUAAUAAAAGACUUCCCGGUGAAAGAGCUGAUGCGAUUCAAAUGCGUGUGCCGAACUUGGUUAUCAGUUAUUACGAAUCCAUUAUUUACCAGGGCCUACCCUGGUGGUUCUCGAGGUCUAAUCCAUAUCGACCCCUCCUCGUGGGCGAAUCUUCGAUGUUGUAACUAUUUACAUCGUAUGACCUUUAAUGGUGGUGGCGGCGGCGGUAACAGUGCGAUCACUAUCACCCCUGAAAUUGUACUCAACCAUAUUGUGUGGGCCGGCCAUUGGGUCCGAUGGAAAGGAUACACAAACAUUGUGGAGGGUCUAAUCUGUUUUUACCGGGACCAAUAUUCUUGGUUGUAUAACAUUACAACCCGCGAGAUGGUCCAACUCCCCGAUUCCACCAAACACGCUGAAGAAGAAGAAGAUAAAUACCAUUUUGGCUUCGAUCCUGUUAACAAACUAUACAAGUUGCUCAGGAUCAUGUACCCAAACAACAUUGUGGAGAUUUUGGCAAUCGGGAAAGAUUUGUCCUGGAGAACCGUCUCUCAUCCACCUGAUGAUGAUCAUCAGGUUAUAGAAUCUCAGAGCGUAUGCUUAGAUGGUGUUCUUUGUUGGAUGGACGGAUAUGGUCGUCGAAUUACGGCAUUUGAUCUUGUUACAGAGAAGUUUAUUUUUAUUCCUCCACCGGAUCAUGAUGAUGAUAAAUUGCCAAGGGAAUCUUGUCGCUCCUCUUGGAAGCUAAUGAACUUCGGGCAGAGUAUUGCUCUAACCAAACCUGGUUUUCUUUCACACAUUAUGCGUUAUUGUCGGGGAGGGGAUUUUUGGGUUGAAGUGGUACCGGAAGUAAGGGAUCUUUCGGAUGUAAUUUACGGUAUGGCCCUCGGAGAACUUCCCAGUGGGAAGAUGUUAAUAUAUAAUCAUUGGCUUCAUUGUCCACCUACCCUUUACAUUUUCGACCAAUCCAAGAGAGAGUGGGAAGAAAAUGAGGUUACCAAGUUAACUUGGGAACAAUUUAGAAGUUAUGGCUGCAGAGACUUACGCUUUGAGAAUUGGUUCUAUUUCGAGGAGAACAUCAUUUCGCUCACUCAGUUGACAUCUAGCAACAGAAAGGUUCUCAUCGGUAGCUAUUUUGACGACGAUGACGACGAGUUUCUUUUGAUGUAGACCAGGAGGGAUAACUUGAGAUUGAUUUAGGAGAAAUUGCCCCCAAACUGUGAAGCUGUCAAUCAAUCGUACAAGGAAAAAUUCGUUAUUAGGACGUCGGAAUAAGUUUACAUUUCAAAUCUGAAAUUUCUGUUUAGAAUACUUCUCAGUGUUUAUUAUUGUUAAAACCCGU